Molecule: messenger RNA, 2962 nt
Organism: Ahaetulla prasina
Lineage: Eukaryota; Metazoa; Chordata; Lepidosauria; Squamata; Colubridae
Gene: CD5
Product: CD5 molecule
Exons: 8
Coding region: 32-1144 (370 amino acids)
Biological process (GO): T cell costimulation
Cellular component (GO): plasma membrane
Source: RefSeq, a predicted model, not a curated record
CCACGGCAAGGACAGAAAAAGGGGUGCUUGUAUGCAUCGGAUGUGGUGGAACAGACUAAUGAGAUUCACGCACCUUCUAGGCUUUAUCCCACUAAUGUUGGUGGAGAUGUGGGAAAUGGAUUUGAGGCUUAAUGGUACAGGCUACAGAUGUUCCGGGUGGCUGGAGGUGCUUCAUGCAGCCACAUGGAAGAGGAUUGACAGCAGAAAUUUUACACAGCAGAAUGCAGAACUUGCCUGUAGACAACUUGGUUGCCACUUACCCUUCGGGAUCUUGCAACCAUAUGUUGAAGAAUCGGAGAAGCACGAGACUUGCUUGAUGACCUGCCAAGGAAAUGAGACAGCUCUCAAGGGCUGCAUAGCCUGUGAUUCCCAUGAUUUCUUCUCUCUGGGUGUGUUCCUAGUUUGUCAAGCUCCUGUGCAAAGCACCACGGUACUCCAGCUUACAACAGCACCAGCGGUGACCUCCUCAAAACCCUUUGAUCGCCCAAGGACAAACAUUGAAGAAGGAACCUCCUUGUGUUCAGGGAUUUUGAAGCCAGAUGGUGAAGGCGACAAGAAAAUGCUUUGCCUGGGUUUACAAAGAUGGUGGAAUAAGCUGGUCUGCCAGGGAGUAAACUGUGAAAAUCCAGGACACAAAGAUCAGAACAGGGAAAAGUCACUGGACCAGUGGGAGAAGCUGCAGUGUGAGAAAAGGAAUCUUAGUGUGGGUGACUGCUCAGGAAGCACACAAGAGUGCUUAAGCCUAACCCUGGUUAGAUGUUCCGAUCAAGAUUUAAAAUCCCAGAAAUCCAGUUCAGAGACUGUUUUAGGAAUCCUGCUUGGUCUUGUUCUUAUUGCUGUUCUUCUGAGUAUCUGUGCUCUUCCCACCUACAAAAAAUUUAUGAAAAAAUAUUCCAAGAAGAGGCAGCAACAAUGGAUUGGCCCAAGUGCGGUGAACCAAAAUGUUUCAUUCCAUCGCAAGAGCUCUACUGCCUUCCAGACACGUCUUGAAAACCUAGUUGUUCAGGAAGAGGGGAACAAAACCUCCCAGAAAACUUAUCUCUCACCCUAUGCAGCUCUGGAAGGGGCAACCAACAGAUCUUCCAACCCUUUGGAUAACUCCUCUGACAGUGAUUAUGACUUAUGUUCCGCUCAGCAGCUGUAAACUCUGUGAAGUAUGGAUGAUACUCCUUCCUGUUCACCUCCAGUAUGGUGCUUAAGGUGGCCUUGAAGUGACCCUGACUCCAUCCUCAGCUCAUUGGAUGACUUCAGGCUGGUCACUCUCUCUCAGGCUUAAACAAUCUCACGGAGUGGUUGUGAGGAAAAAUUGAGGGGAAUCCAAUAUGUAAUGGUUUAGGCUUCUGAGCAAAAGAUCCAAUACAAAUCUAAUAAUGGAAUAUCCUUUGACUGAAUAGUAAAUUCCUGGGGCAUGAUCACUGUAAUAAAUGUAAAACCGUUUUUUGAAAGGAAGGAAAUUGAUAUUUGUAAUAUAGAUCUUGUAUAGGUGAGUUUUUCCCUUAGUUUAUGAGUGGAUUCUUUAUCAACAAAUUGAAAAGAUGGAUCAAUUGUUUUCUCUAGGAUCAAAGUUUAAUACUUUGCUUAAAAAGUGAGUUGACUUUUCCUCUUUUUCAUUUCCUUUUUUUUUUGUACUAAAAUUCUAAAAAUUGUAUUUGUUAGUCAUAUGUGGAAGAAAAAACUUGCCAUCUGAAAACAAACCAUUUCUUUAAUUAUAUUAAUUAUAAUACACGUUAAAAUAAUUCAUGGAGUUUAUGUUCUCCUUUGCAGGUACAGAAAGUUCAGUAAAAAUAAAAACAGCUUAGGGGAGGAAGAAUUUUAUUGUCUAACACGAAAUGCACUUGCUCUGGACUGGAACAUGUACAUUUUCUCUACCUCAACAGUGAUAGCAAAACCAGUACUCCAACUAACCCGUACACUGAGCAUUAGCAUGUUUUUCCCAGCCAGUUAUACUAAAUUUCAACUCCUACUAGUCUCAGCCCAUCAAAGAUACACUGAUGGAGAUAGAAAUCUCCCAAUUUCAUUCACUGAAAACCAAUUUGGAUUAUAGAUCACUAUAGAAUUAACAUCCUCCUACCUGACCAGCAAAAUAAGCCUAGGUGAUCUCUGGCAAGCCAAAUAAGGAAGAUUUAUGUGUCAAUUAAAAUUUCAAGAAGAUAGUGUAUAUAUGGAGAAGCCAUAUGUACAGAAAUACACGUUUAUCACCUUCCUGAAUUAGAGUAAGACAGAAGAGCUAAUAUUAUUCUGCUGGAAAGUUCAAAUAGCAUACGUCUCUUGGCCCAGAUAAUUUAAAUCAAUGUUCCCUUUUUAGGGUGUACAGUAUCUACAUAUAAUUGCAAAAAGAUUAUAAGUCUAUGUGUUAUAAAUACGUUGCAAUUAAAUAAAUAUUGAAGCUAAUUGGUGAGAGCUUUAUUAAUUGUUAAAUCUAUUGAACUGUCUUCAAGCCACACUACUUUAAUUUAAAAAGGUGGGGGGACUAUGCAAUCAACACUCACGUAGCUCAGAUAACAUCCAUUCUUUAUUUGGUUAUUGACAUUUAGCAAAAAGUUGGCCCAUAGUUCCAAUUUUCACAUCUGGUUCACAACUGAUUUCUCAUAUGGAUUAAUGCUGUGUUGUUCACUUGUUUAAAUUGCUGUACAUUUCAGAGAUCUCGUUAGUUAUCCGGCUCACUAUCUUUGGAGAAAGGAAAGCAGCCUCUCAACCAUUUAAUAUGUAUUUUGGAGGGUCAGAUAAUUGUAUCAAACAUUUUCAACCAGUUCUAUAGUUAGUUCUAUAGUUAGUUGGAAGGGAAAGGUUUUUUUAAUGAUACAGAAGCUCAUUCUUUGUGUAGUAGUUAAUAAAUGGCCUGCAUGUUUUUGCUUUCUUGAGCUGCGGUUCACUUUAUCAUCUGAAAUAACCAUAUGUACAAAUGCAGAUGUGUGCUUUUUCUUCUGAUGGAUUGCAGCUUACAAAAGCUUAUAUCUUUUAA